Gilbertella persicaria is the source of this 729-nucleotide messenger RNA. Its product is annotated as HAD-like domain-containing protein. Bases 1 to 729 code for a protein of 242 amino acids. The record is from RefSeq and is a predicted model, not a curated record. The transcript is spliced from 2 exons. NCBI's taxonomy places the organism in Eukaryota, Fungi, Mucoromycota, Mucoromycetes, Mucorales, Choanephoraceae.
AUGUCACCACUCUUGCUUGUUGACUUUGACCAGACUAUUACAACAAAGGACACCAUUGCUCUCUUGGGACAGUUUGGUCUCUCUCUAAAGCAAAAUAAACCUUGGUCCUUCUUUGUUGACAACUAUCUCCAAGACUACAACAAAGUGUCUAUUCCAGACACCCAUACAGACUUUCGAUCGUAUGCUGCCAGUUUGGAUAGUUAUCGACCUGUUGAAAAAGCUUCUUUGGAGCGAGUGAGUCAAUAUAAAGUAUUUGAAGGUCUAACUCGACAACAACUGUUUGACCAAGGUGCUGAACACAGUAAAGAAUACCUUCGACCCCAUGUGAUAGAGACUCUUCAACAGCAUAGAGACCAUGUUCGUAUCGUCUCGCUCAACUGGUCCAAGGACUGGAUUCAAGGCUUCUUGAGUGAAUUAGAUAUACCCAAAGAGCAUAUCUAUAGUAACGAAUUGACAUUUUCCAAUGAAGGAAAGUGCACAGGUGACAUUGUGCCCACCAUAUUGACAGCAGGCGAUAAACAACGAGUGAUUGAGACAUUUAAACAAGGAAGAAGAGUGAUUUAUAUUGGUGAUUCCUUGGGUGAUAUUGAAGCAUUAGUGGAAGCAGACAUGGGCAUUAUCAUAGGCAAUAAUGCAUCUUUACUCUCAUCACUCAAGACAUUUGGUUAUCAUUCCCUUCACCGUGUUGAUGAUUGGUAUCAAAUACAACAACUCUUAGAACAUAAAUAA